GGUAAUUCCCAUUGCAUGCCACCUUGUAAGGGAGUGAUCGCACUGUUGUUUUUUACUGACCGUUGCGACUGGCCAUACUGACCGCUUCCCCACCGCUCUCGCUCGAGCCAUUGGACAAGGAGCGGUGCUAGUUUCUUCAUAUAAGCCUUUAUCUUCGGACGUGUCAAUCGGUAGAGAACUAUACUAGAGGAAAGCAAGAGACAAUGGUACUCGUGAUGAUGUUCCUGUUUUUGUUUUCAACGAAGGUGGUUACAGCGAUCGACCCAAAAACUGUAAAGCCGUUCUUUGAUUUGCUGGAGGUCCCGGUCGGCCAUCUGGAGCCCGCUGAGCACGAAUGGGCGCAGCAUCUGAGGGAAAACCUGGAGGCGGACAUAGCCUACUGGCGGCAGCGGGCCCCGCUCAAGGCCAACGCCGCAAUGCAGUUGUACGAUGACUUGAUGAGGCUGCAUAACCUGAAAGCCGUGCAUCAGUUGGUGCUUAUAUACAAGAAUCAGAUUUACUACCCUUUCGCUCAAGACCCCCACCGGCGGUACCCGCCGGACUCGUCUGCACCACAGAUCCACGCCUUUUACAACCAUCUGCAGCCGCUGCUGGACCGCGGCGAUUUGAAGCUGCCGGAUGUGCUGUUUGUGCACAACGUGGAGGACAACCAGCCGCGCUGGUGUGGUCCGGGCAGGAAUUGCAGCGCGCCGCUGCUGAGCCUGAUUAAGACGGUGGACGCGGCCACAGGCAACGACACAGACAUCCUAAUUCCCCAGUUCCUCUACGUUGCAAGGUCCAGCUACCAGUACCCUUGGCACCUCAAGAAGGAUGUGGCCUUCUUCAGGGGGACACCGUUUUGCAGCAACUGGUGGCUUGGCAAGUUUAAGCCUGAGUGCGAAACGCCCUGCACUCGUGCCUGGCUGGCGUAUCUAUCCAUGCGGGAUGAGGACCAGGGGCGGGGCCAGUCGGUGUUGGAUGUGGCCCUGACCGCGCCGUACAAGGGCGUCAGCACGUGCGUCAACAAGGCUCCACCAGUCAUGAAGACGGUGCCUCUCGCCAACCAUACCUACUACAAGUACCUCAUCCACCUCGAGGGCCACACUGCUAGCUUCCGUCUGGACAUGCUGCUGCACACCAACUCGCUGGUCCUGCUCCAGAACCAGCCCUUCCUGGCCCACUACAGCAGGUCAUUGAAGCCGGAUGUGCACUUCGUGCCGUUCUGGAACACAACAUCUCGAGGCAGGGAGGACAUCUAUGAUGUCGUUCAGGCCGUGCGACACAAGGAUUCCGUGUAUCCGGAGGAGAUCCAACACAUGAUCCGUGAGGGACAGAGUUUCGCCGUGAGGUUCCUGACGCUGGCGGCGCGUGUGCGAUACCUGCGUGACGCGCUCCUAGCCUACAAGUCCUUAUUUAGCGACAUGGACCCAUUUAUUGAGGAGCUGGUGGUGCGUAUGCGGGAGCGCGGGUUCCAGAUACCCAGAGACAUUGCAGGCUCAUCUGAUCGGCGGAAGCGGCGCAAGUGAGGAGCUUGAGACGUUUGGGUACUGCGACGGCGCUGGACGGCGCUGGACGGCGAUGGCGCGGCGAUAUAUUCAAGUCGCUGCAUUGGAUUGGUGCGAAGCAAAGAAGCCAACGCUUGCAAACUCAAGUGCUGACGCGCGAGCGGUGGCUGGUGGUGUCCAGGGGAACUAACUAAGCGCCAAUCUAGAACAGGGAACGUGGAACUGUUGGAUGCAGUAGACAAGGGUUUGCCUCACGGGUUUGCCUGCUGGGCCAGUGUGGCGGCAUGGCGGCAAGGAGCCAGCACAGCCCCACUACUGUAACGGCCCCGGCCA
Chlamydomonas reinhardtii is the source of this 1817-nucleotide messenger RNA. RefSeq lists its product as uncharacterized. The record is from RefSeq and is a predicted model, not a curated record. The coding region runs from base 204 to 1505 and encodes 433 amino acids. NCBI's taxonomy places the organism in Eukaryota, Viridiplantae, Chlorophyta, Chlorophyceae, Chlamydomonadales, Chlamydomonadaceae. The transcript has 14 exons.